Molecule: messenger RNA, 4501 nt
Organism: Orbicella faveolata
Lineage: Eukaryota; Metazoa; Cnidaria; Anthozoa; Scleractinia; Merulinidae
Product: SMAD family member 5-like
Biological process (GO): SMAD protein signal transduction; regulation of transcription by RNA polymerase II; BMP signaling pathway
Cellular component (GO): heteromeric SMAD protein complex
Molecular function (GO): DNA-binding transcription factor activity, RNA polymerase II-specific; I-SMAD binding; RNA polymerase II cis-regulatory region sequence-specific DNA binding
Source: RefSeq, a predicted model, not a curated record
AGGCUGCCUCUCAGAAGGAAGAACACAAUUUGACUGAGAGAGAACAAUUGUUUACGAAUUUCGCUUACAGUUGUGUUUCUCUGGGUGGUGUUUUCGCGCUGUCUAGCAAACUGUUCAGGAGAACAAAUCCAAGGCCAACAUUUGCCGCCAGUGUGGCGCGAUUGUUUAUUCAGCAAACGCGACGACACAGAGGCGCCAUCGAAACAUUCGAUAGUUCGAAGCGUGAGGUUCAGCCAUAUGUGCAUGUUGCACGUUUCGGUGGUAAAACUCUCCCAACUGUCGCGCUAAGACAUAAUUCACGAGUUGUUUCAUCGAUUAUCUAAACACCAGCGUGUGGCAGAUUCGAAGCAGACUACCAAACAGGCGCGCUAACAAGGGAAAUCUGACAAACCGGGCACCAAGAUGACGACCAUGGCUUCGUUGUUUUCCUUCACCCCUCCCGCCGUGAAAAGACUACUUGGCUGGAAGCAGGGCGACGAAGAAGAAAAGUGGGCUGAAAAGGCUAUUGAGUCUUUAGUCAAGAAGCUUAAGAAGAAGAAAGGUGCUCUCGAAGAGCUAGAAAAAGCGCUUUCAAACCCGGGCCAGCCUUCCAAAUGCGUUACCAUUACUCGCAGUUUAGACGGGCGCCUUCAGGUCUCUCACAGAAAAGGUUUGCCGCAUGUAAUAUACUGCCGCGUUUGGCGAUGGCCUGAUCUUCAAAGCCACCACGAGUUAAAGCCAUUGGAUUGCUGCGAGUAUGCCUUUGGGCUAAAACAGAAAGAAGUCUGUAUAAACCCUUAUCACUACAGACGAGUGGAAAGCCCCGUAUUACCACCAGUUCUGGUUCCGCGACAAAGCGAAUAUCCGAGGCCUCCACCUCCACUGCCAUCGCCAUUUCGAAGCGUCGAUGAUCCUCCUAUGCCCUACAAUGCUUCUUUUCCGUUCAAUCGGCAGAAUCAGCUGGAUCAUAGUCCAAACAGCUUUGACAUGCCAGAUACACCCACUGGUUACAUGUCUGAGGAUGGUGGGUCCCCUCGCCCUGUCGACCCUAAUGCCAUGGAUGUGGAUUCUGUCAACUCUCCACCUGCAGUGUCCCCCCAGACAGAUUUAACCCAUGUUACUCCAGUAAACUACCAGGAGCCAUCUUCAUGGUGUUCUAUCUCCUAUUAUGAGCUGAAUAACAGAGUUGGGGAGCAGUUUCAAGCCAACUGCACCAGUAUCAUUGUGGAUGGAUUCACUGAUCCUAACACUGCAAACUCAGAGAGAUUCUGUCUGGGUCUGUUAAGUAACGUCAAUCGUAACUCAACCAUUGAGAGCACCAGGCGGCACAUUGGAAAAGGCGUGCAUCUGUAUUACGUUGGUGGAGAAGUUUACGCUGAAUGCCUGAGUGAUUCUGCCAUUUUUGUUCAGAGUAGGAAUUGUAACCACAGUCAUCAGUUUCACCCUACAACAGUGUGUAAAAUCCCUUCAAGCUGCACACUGAAAAUUUUCAACAACCAGGAAUUUGCACAGUUGCUUUCGCAGUCGGUCAAUUAUGGUUAUGAGGCUGUGUACGAGUUGACCAAGAUGUGUUCGAUCCGUAUGAGUUUCGUCAAGGGCUGGGGAGCUGAGUAUCAUCGGCAAGAUGUUACUAGUACUCCAUGCUGGAUUGAAAUCCACCUUCAUGGUCCUCUUCAAUGGCUUGAUAAGGUGCUAAUUCAAAUGGGAUCGCCACGGAAUCCGAUAUCUUCAGUUUCAUAAGGGAGACUUCAGUGCAGCGAGGCUUAGUUUUUGUUGCAACAAUGCCAAUUUCAUUUGAGCUGAUUGAGAGGUUAUGGUUGACAAAGCAUUCUGUAAAGUCAGACAUUCAGGAUUUCAUGUUAAAAAGAAGUUUAUGUUCAUCUUCUGGCUAUUUUGGUAUGCAGAAAUGCACUGGGGGCUCUAAGAGACUUGCAGUUCGAUUUUAAAAACACUAUUUUAUAAAGUUAAGUUUACAUGUAAAAUGCAAGUGAAGUUCUAUGUAUUAUACCAUACAUGUGAAGUUGAAACAAAAUUAUUUUCUGAUUUGCCUACAGAAAUAUGGUUCUACUGUUGUAAUAUUACCCUAAUAUUGCUAUAGCAAAAUAUUUUUAGUUUUAAUAUUUGUCAGUGUGCAAUAAGCAUCUUAUUAAGUUUAUACACUCUUGACUGCUUGAGAUUUAAAGUGGUAUCAUUGUUAAGGAAACUGCUGGAGAAGAUGAGAAUGAAAAUCGCUUUCAAAUGCUCUUUAAGUGGACACACGACCAUGCUUUCAUGUUAGGUUGCAAAUUGGGUCAACAGAAGGUUAUUAUUCUUAACUGGUCAUUUUUGCUCAUGGAUGACGUAACAUCCAUGAGCUUAGGAGGCAGUCGCAUGGCGCUCGUUCAUUGUAGACAAAAUUUUGUUAUUAAAGGUUAAGGGUGAGUCAUAAGAUAGAUGAGGUACACCAGGAAUUGCCAUCCUUUGCAGUUUCAGCUCUAGUCAUUUUUACUUUUUUGCUAUUUAUGGCGUGUAUUAUUCCCUACUUAUUAAUUUGAAACAACAUUUCUUACUGAUUUGCCUACAGAUAUGUAUGAUUCUACUGUAAUAUUAUGACUCUAAUAUUGUUACUGGAAAAUAUUUCAUAUAUAUACAAGGGCCUAAGUUAACAAUUGAAGGGAAAACAGUGAAUUACCUACAACAUAAGGCUUAAGAGUACCUAGACUGAGGCCUUCCAAGUGGGGUAGCCAUGCUGCCAUGUUGCAUCCUUUCAUGCACCAAUGUGGCCUAACUAGCAGAAGCAAUUGUCGCUGUCAAUUUUCUGUAUGAAGUCAUAAGUCGGUGUCGCUACAAGGUUGAUUUUGUGAGAGUUUAUUCAAUGGAAAAGCACACAUAUUUCUGACAUUUACAGGCUUUACAAGAGUCCAAAAAUUCUAAAGGAGACAAUGGCGCUGUCCUUUCUAGUUUCGUCGUCCAAUUUUAGCAGUGCAUUUAAUUCGUUUGUUGCCAAUUAGCAAUUCCCACGCCGCUGGUUUUCAGGGUCAUGUUGCUUGUCAAUUUUACUCCUUCAAAGGCCUCUAGACUGUAUUCAUGUAUGGCUAACAACAUUUUUCUAGAAAAUUAAUACGUCUUCAAAUUUUGCCUGAGUAUAUUUUUGAGAAAUGUUUGUGUUUUAGUUUUAAAGGCUACAAAGUUUUGUCUUGUUCCACUCUGUGAUUUUAUUUUGUUUACAUAAAAGCAUGGCAAAGUUAACAAAUGAGUAUACUUCUUCGCUCCUCCCACUUCCGCCCUGUUUUUUUUUUUCCUGGUUGACAAUUUGAAAGGAGGAGGAGCUAUAAAAUGGUCAAAAAUGUUUUUGUAUGACUUAAAGAAAGUUAAGUGUGAGGCUACUUUUAUUAGUAUUGUUUUUCCUUUUGUAAAUUUUCCUUUGCUAUUCCUUUGGCUGCAAUUACAAUAUCAUUUUGCUGAUUUUUAGAAGCUUAAAUCUUCCCACUAGGUAAUGUUAAAGUGACUGAGUUUUGAAGAAAGUCAAAUAGUUUUUGAACAACACAUUGAUUCAAUAUUAGGAAGUUACUAUUUAACAAAGUUAUUGGAAAUAGUUAAUUCUGAUGUUAGUAAUAACUUAUUAUUGUUGGGAAUUUUAUCUGAAUGUAUUUGCUUGUAUCAUAGCUCAGUAGUUUUCUGAGACAGUUUUAAACCUAGUUAGCUAUUAGACAAUUUUAUUGGCUGCGUGUGUGAAUGUUAACGGUCCUUUAACUGCAAAAGUCUUCCAUGUUGAACAUCUUUAAGUUUUGUAGAUGAAAUCCCAUUGUCUAACUUAAUGGAAUCUUCUUAGUAGUUUGAUCAUUUGGUGCUGUUUGGUUUCUAAACUUGGACAAAAGCUCUUGUGAGUCCAAGGCUAAAUAUGGUGGCUAUAUUAUGAAUACAACCACUGUAGCAGAUUUUUCAGGUUAGACAUGAUUUUGGUAGAAAAACUGAAGACUUCGUGAAAAUAAGAAAAGACCUGGGCUUGGGACGUCAGAGUUUAAUUUCCUGUAGAUGUUUCUUGACAACCCUGCAAAUUGUGUAGUCAGUUUUUUUUUCCAGCAACAUUGCUUAUUUCUAAGUAGCUAGUAACAUUGGAUGGAACUAUUUAAAAGUGUGCAGUGUUAUUAAUGGCUUCUGUUACAUUUAUGCUGUAUAAACAAUGAAAUAGAGCUUCUUUUAUUUAGAGAGCAAUAACUAUUAGCAGGUGUUGCUAGUCUUUUAAGAGACAGUUUCAGUACUUUGUCAUUUGUGACUUCCACUAUUUGUUACUCUCUCAUCCUUUGAUAAAUAGCUAUAGGGUGUUAAGAAGAAUAACAAACACGAAGGCAGCUGCAAAUUCGUCUUACUUGCUUUCAUUUUCCUGUGAGUCUUCACGAUUUUCUGUUGCCUAUGUACUGAUGAUGUAGGACUUGUACCUAAUGACUGAUGCAAGCCACGCCCAUUUCAUUCACUUCUGUUAAUAGGUCAAUGUUUUUGUUGUUAGUGGUCCUUAGUUCACAAUAAAAUAUUAAUAACCAUG